Silurus meridionalis is the source of this 4097-nucleotide messenger RNA. RefSeq names its product chordin (gene chrd). Gene Ontology annotation, molecular function: protein binding. Gene Ontology annotation, biological process: multicellular organism development. The coding region runs from base 229 to 3093 and encodes 954 amino acids. The record is from RefSeq and is a predicted model, not a curated record. Lineage: Eukaryota; Metazoa; Chordata; Actinopteri; Siluriformes; Siluridae. The transcript has 21 exons.
ACACACACACACACAGCAGCUCGAGCUCCUGACUUCGUUUUGCGCCGAACCCUGUGUUAGCUUAGAGAUCUCACACACACACACACACACACACACACACACACACACAGAACCCAGGUAAAUUAGAUACUUAUUUGCGCGCAUUUUCUGGUUUUCUGAAGAGCCUGAAGAAAGAGGAAAAGUUUUCUUCUCCCCAAGCAGACUAACGGAGGAGGAGGAAGAGGAAGGAUGGAGAGUGUGCGCGUGCUGCUGUGCUCCGUGUUGCUCGUGCUGCUGAGCUGUUGGCUUUUCCCGGUGGCCGAAGCUUCCCGCAUGAAGUCCGGGGCCGCGCUGCCCAUCCAGCCCGAGAGAGAACCGGUUCCGUCCAAAGGAGUGUCCGGAUGUUCGUUCGGAGGAAGGUUCUAUUCUCUGGAGGACACGUGGCAUCCAGACCUCGGGGACCCUUUUGGUGUUAUGCACUGCGUCAUGUGCCACUGUGAACCGCAGAGGAGUCGACGAGGAAAAGUGUUUGGGAAGGUGAGCUGUAAGAACAUAAAGCAGGACUGUCCCGAAACCAACUGUGAUGAGCCGGUCCUGGUGCCGGGACACUGCUGUAAAACAUGUCCGAAAGGUGAAUCAGACAGGAAGUCCACAGAGACACUCUUCGAUGGUUUUGAGUUUUUCCAGGAGAAAGACGACGACCUUCACAAGUCCUACAAUGACAGAUCCUAUCUCAGCUCAGAACACAUGAACGGGGGAGACAGCAAGACAGAUUACGUGGCGCUGUUGACCGGCAUGACCGAGUCGUGGUUGCCGAGUUCCAGUGGAGUCGCACGCGCUCGCUUCACACUGACCAAGACCAACCUGGCCUUCUCCAUCACAUACCAGAGGAUAAACCGACCAAGUGUCAUCACAUUUCUUGACUUGGAGGGAAACACUGCGUUCGAGUUUAGAGUUCCACAAGGCGACUCAGACAUGAUCUGUGGAGUCUGGAGAAACCUGCCCAAGUCUCACAUGCGUCAACUUCAGGACGAGCAGCUCCGUGUGUCUGUGGUGGUGACAGAGGGCAGACGAGAGGAGAUUCAGGGCAAAAUCAUUAAACACAGAGCUCUGUUUGCAGAGACGUUCAGUGCCACGCUGACAUCGGAGGAGGAGAAUUCUGGGAUGGGAGGAAUCGCCAUGGUAACGCUGAGCGACACAGAGAAUAAUCUGCACUUUAUCCUGCUCAUGAGGGGCGUGGUGCAGGCUCCGGAGAGUGCGUUGCUGCUCGUGCCCAUCCGAGUCAGACUGCAGUACCGACAACACACACUGCGGGAGAUCCACGCUAAUGUCACUGCUCAUGACGCCGACUUUGCGGAGGUUCUCUCAGACCUGAACAGUCGUGAGCUCUUCUGGCUCUCCCGUGGCCAGCUGCAGAUCGUCGUGGAAACGUUAGGUCGUGACCCCAAACACAUCUCAGGCUACAUCACCGGCAAGAGAUCAUGUGACACACUACAGAGUGUGAUGUCCAGUGGAGACGCUUUGGUCCCUGGAAAAACAGGCGGAGUCGGGUCAGCCAUCUUUAAUUUCCAUGACAACGGCACUCUUGACUAUCAGGUCCAGGUGGAGGGUGUGUCCAGCGCUGUGGUGGGCGUGACCAUCGAGAUGAAGCCCCGGAGGCGGAGCAAGCGCAGCGUGUUAUACGAUGUGACGAGUGAGUUUGUGGCGAGCAGACGAGGCGGGCGGGCCACGGGGUCCUACGGGCGCAUGGAGGCGCGGCACAUUCACAUGCUGCUGCAGAAUGAGCUGUUUAUCAACAUCGCAACUACGGAGAACCCUGAGGGGGAACUGAGGGGGCAGAUUCGCACUCUGCUCUACAACGGCCUGGAGGCACACAGACAGGAGCUCCCGUUCCCUCUGGCUGGUCAGUUUGUGUCUCCGGCUGUGAGGACAGGAGCAGGAGGGCAUGCGUGGGUGACAGUGGAUAAACACUGCCACCUGCAUUAUGAGAUCGUAGUGAACGGUUUGGGGAAAGGAGACGAGGCCACCAUGAACGCUCACCUGCACGGCCUGGCCGAGAUCGGAGAAAUGGACGAGUCGGCGCACGCUGGACCCAAACGCCUGCUCACCGGGUUCUACGGAGAACAGGCUCAGGGGGUUUUAAAGGAUCUUAGUGUUGAGUUGUUGCAGCAUUUGGAUAAAGGCACUGCGUUCCUCCAAGUCAGCACCAAGAUGAAUCCCCGGGGAGAGAUACGGGGGCGAAUCCACGUCCCAAACAGCUGUGAGCAGGGCUCCCGAGCCGAGGCCGUGGUGGACGAGGUGGAGUUUGACGACGUAGUGUUCGUCCGUGACCCUGAAGCCUUCAAGAAAGACCCUCUGGCGUGUUUCUUUGAAGGUGAACGUCACACUCACGGUUCGCGCUGGACGCCGCAUUACAACUCCUGCUUCACCUGCACCUGCCAGAAGAAGACAGUUAUCUGUGACCCGGUCAUGUGUCCUGCGCUGACGUGUCCUCACACCUACCAGCCGGAGGACAAGUGCUGCCCCGAGUGUGAUGAGAGAAAAGUUCCGAAGGAGAUCACAUCUGCAGAGAAAGUUGAGGAGCAUCCAGAAGGGUGUUAUUUUGAAGGUGAUCAGAAAAUGCACGCACCUGGAACCGUGUGGCAUCCGUUUGUACCUCCUUUCGGCUACAUCAAGUGUGCCGUGUGCACCUGCAAGGGCUCUACUGGAGAAGUUCACUGCGAGAAAGUCACCUGUCCUCUGCUCACCUGCAGCCGACCAAUCAGACGCAACCCCUCGGACUGCUGUAAGGAGUGUCCGGCUGAGGACAUGCCCCUUUUAGAGGAGGGUGAAAUGAUGCAGGGUGACGGGCCGAGACACUGCAAGUUCGGCAAGAAUUACUAUCAGAACAGUGAGAACUGGCAUCCUCGAGUCCCACUGGUUGGAGAGAUGAAGUGCAUCACAUGUUGGUGUGACCACGGAGUCACAAAGUGUCAGAGGAAACAAUGUCCACUACUGAGCUGCAGCAACAUCACACGGAGAGAGGGGAAGUGCUGUCCUGAGUGUGCAGAUGUUUUCACUAAAGAGGAAGAAAUGAUUAAGAUGGAGGAGAAAAAGAAAAGCUGGAGGCACUGACCCGUAUGUCCUCCUAAAAAUUUUUAAUCCUCAGCCCUAUCUGUCCAUCCAUCUGUUUGUCCGUCUGUCUGUCCGUCCCUCUCUCGAGUGGGCCGCUGGCGAACUGGUCGAGAAGCGACAGAAACAGGAGCGGAGAAAAAGAUUAAAGGGAAAACCUGGAAAUAAACAAGCAAGUGAGGAAGAAUGAGGGCCUUUGAGGGAGAAAAGAAAGAUGUGGAAGAAAGGAAAGAAAGAAGGCAAAAAGGACGAAGCUGCUGCACUGGAUACAGUUCCUCCGUGACUUUUUAAAAAUGUAGAAUUUUUUUUUUGCUUUAUUUUUGUACUCCUUUUUGUUGGACUUGAAGCAAACUUCAGAACAGAGACACACAUGCUAUACAUUUUCUUGACGAUGGGUGGUAUGGUGUGUGUGUGUGUGUGUGUGUGUGUGUGUGUGUGUGUGUGUGUGUGUGUGUGUGUGUGUGUGUGUGUUAAACUGCAAAGUGCAGGCAGCCGUAAACUCAUUGGGUGGCAAUGAGUGAAUGUAAAACCCACACAUGCAGCCCCCCACACACACACAUAUAAACAUACAAACACACACAAACACACACACACACACACACACACACACACACAUAUAAACAUACAAACACACACAAACACACACACACACACACACACACAUAUGCUUCCACAGCUCUAAUAUACUUUCAUAAACAGCAUUAUACUGUGCUUCUACAGUUUAUUCGAAUAUUCUACCUUAUUUGAAUAUGCAAAUUUCACUUCUCAGUCAAUAAGCCUUGACGUCUCAUUUGAUGAAAGUGCCUAAUAGAAGAUUUUGCUUCUCCAGUGGAAAGGAUUGACUAAUUAAAGGGCGGAGCUUUUUCAUAUUAGCUCCACCCAUAUGUGUUGCACCUGAUGUUAUCUGUCUGUUUGUUUGUUUGUUUGUUUUUUUAAUCCCUAUUUUAAUAUUUUAUAAAAUUUGCCAUCUGAUUAUUAUGAUGAAUGUUGUAUUUCAUAUUUAUUGA